AGCGUCAGCGACAUUUCUGUUUGGCGCUGUAAGUUUGAACCUAAGGAACAUAAUCACAUGUGCCUGUUACGAAAAUACUGCGGUGAUAGGCGCUGAUAUGGUCGAAUGUUCCGAACGAGCGGUAGUGUACGCUCGCACGACCAGUGCCAACCGCCCGUGACAACAGCAACGACAGUGUUGGACUACGUACGAUGGGAGAUGGUCGCAUCAACGGACACUUCAGCCAAGCUUGGGGACUCCAUACAGGAUUACGAAGUGUUCAACUUCCUCGGAAAAGGCGGAUUCGCCGAGGUGUACCGCGCCAGGUCAAGACGAAACGGACUCGAAGUAGCGAUAAAAAUGGUGGAUAAGAGUAUUCUGAGGCGCACUGGUGUCAGUAGCACCAGGGUUCAACAGGAAGUUGCCAUCCAUUCCAGGCUGAAACACCCAUCUGUUGUUGAGCUGUACAAUUACUUCGAGGACCGCCAGUACGUGUAUCUUGUGGUGGAGUACUGCCCCGGCGGAGAGCUGCAGAGCUACCUGAAGUCGCGCAAGGACCCUCUCAGCGAGCCUGAGGCCAGUCAUGUGUUGGCCCAGGUGGUAUCAGGACUCCUCUACCUUCACUCUCACAACAUCCUUCAUCGAGAUUUAAGCCUCUCCAACCUUCUCCUCACUCAGAAUCUCGACGUGAAAAUCUGUGACUUUGGGCUGGCUACACAAUUGAAGAAUCCGUGGGAACGGCACACCACUCUCUGCGGCACGCCAAACUUCAUGUCACCUGAGGUGGCUGCCCAGAGUCCACAUGGCUUGGAGGCAGACGUGUGGAGCCUGGGUGUGAUGCUACACACGUUCUUGCUCGGUCGCCCUCCUCCCAACAACUGGACAACGUGUUCCCUCGAACUUCCCAGCUCCUUAUCACCGGCAGCAAGGCACCUGCUGUGCCAGCUCUUGCAGAGGAGCCCCCAGCGCAGGAUACCGCUGCGAUCCAUUCCAGAGCAAGCGUUCAUGCUACAACCUGGCCAGCCUCUGCGACCUCUUUCUUCCAAAAUGGAGCCUCCCAAGAAGCCACUGAACACGGCAGGCCUUCGGCCUACUCGUCUUUGGGCACGGAACAUGCGACUGAGCAUCCUUGAGGACGGAGAAGUGUGCAUAGAGUUCCUGGGGGCUGACCUGAUUGUGAGCCGUGUUCUGCGUGUGUCGGGCGACGGAAGACGCGUGAUGCUGUAUCGGCCAGCCAUGCAUCGUGUCCUACCGGACGCGCCACCACCUCCGAUUUCGUCCAACUGCCAGACACGAUCGUGGGAUGCACUGCCACGCCCCUACUGGCCCAAGUAUGCCUGCGCAGCUCGCUUCGUUGACCUGGUGCGCCAGAAGACGCCCAAGAUCAUCUUCUACGCUGAUGCUGCACUGUGUAUCCUCUUGGGCAAUGGCGACUUUGAGGCCAGUUUUUACUCAGGUUCGAAGGUGGUACGCAGUAGUGAGCAAAUAAAGUUGACCGACGCAUCGGGUUGCGAAGAGCAGCUGGCUCUGCCCAUAGACACCAGCCUGCUAACACCUACCCAGGCCCAACUAUGGAAACUCACUUGCGAGUACCACAGACGCUGCGUGGCUCUAGAAUCUGCUCUGGAAGCCACUGAUGAAGGCUGGAACAUUUACCCUGCAGUGUUUGGCCGGCGACCCCACAGCAAACAAGCCAGGCUGGGCUCCUACUUUUCCAAGGACUACGGCAGCGCGCUGUCUCCACUGGAAAACCUAGGCAGCUGCUUCACAGGAGGGACGUGCACAUCAACACCCACAUUGCCCCACCAGCAAGGUCUCCCACACACAAAUCGCUUUUUGUAAAUAAACCACAGCCUGCCACUUUAUUGGCUUUAAAAGGAGGGGGGGGGGAGAAGGAGAUAAAAACAAUAAAAAGAAAUGCUACAUCACACUUGGCAACUCCCUGCUACAAAGCGGGGGCUCCUUGGACGGAAAGCCACAGGCAUUAUUUAUCACUACAACAGAAUCACACCCCUUUGUUUUCGAAACCAGCAUGGUGCAGAAUGAUCUCGA
Molecule: messenger RNA, 2031 nt
Organism: Rhipicephalus sanguineus (brown dog tick)
Lineage: Eukaryota; Metazoa; Arthropoda; Arachnida; Ixodida; Ixodidae
Gene: SAK
Product: serine/threonine-protein kinase PLK4
Exons: 11
Coding region: 106-1821 (571 amino acids)
Biological process (GO): protein phosphorylation
Molecular function (GO): ATP binding; protein kinase activity
Source: RefSeq, a predicted model, not a curated record